AGGUUUUCCUUUUCCUUUUGCGAGAGACGUGUCGCUUUGGUCUCUCUAUAUAUAAACUAAAUCAAGAGAGUUAAACUUCACAAUCUCUCGACUCUCAAUCUGAUAUAUUGUCUCUCUUAAAUUCAUAUUUGGUUCUUUGAUAAUCGAUACGAAACGACACAUGGCGAUAGAGAGACAAGAGACUAACGAGUUCCCUAACGGAGUCGCCUUGUUCUCGAAGCAACGUCGUAAUAACACCAGUAACGAUAAACUCGGCUUCUUCGAUUCUCUGACAUACAACUCCUCGGGAUCACAACCUUCUACUGAUGCAAUCAUCAUCAUCGAUGACGAUGAGAUGGUAACCCUAAAGCCGAAGAAGAAGAAGCCGAGAUUCGGGUCUCGGAGGGACAACGUCGACCCAUUCGACGAACUAAGUUGCGUUGUCAAGGGGUUACCGCAGGCCAAGGGCGACGAUGGUGUUGCAUCAAUAGCGGAUUACUUUUCUUUUGAUCUCCACGAGGCGAACAAUAAGAACGAGGAUGAGAGAUCAUUACCGAUGAAGGAGAACAAGCACGAGAGUACUGUCGGUGAGAGUAGUACUACAAGGAAUAAGGGUUAUGAACACGUGACCCUUGAGGAUCUAGGGGUUUCGAUGGAAGAACUCAAGAGUAUCCAAUGGGAAUCGUUUGAUCCAACAUGGGAGAUUAGGUCGGAUCCAUGGCUUGGUGGCUACAUGGAAGACGUCGACAUUGAUUUCUCUUUACUUUGAUUGUCCAAACUUAAUUGCUUCAUCUGAGUCUGCAUGCGUUUUUUGAACAAUUCGUGUGUUUAUGUCUUUCGUUGUUUGGAUAUGUUGCUUUCUUUUCGUUCUGCGCUUUAGUUUGGUAAAUUGAAAUUGUUG
Capsella rubella is the source of this 880-nucleotide messenger RNA. RefSeq lists its product as uncharacterized. The transcript has a single exon. Lineage: Eukaryota; Viridiplantae; Streptophyta; Magnoliopsida; Brassicales; Brassicaceae. Bases 161 to 748 code for a protein of 195 amino acids. The record is from RefSeq and is a predicted model, not a curated record.